AUGGAGAACUUCUUAUCUUCAGCUGCUAGAAGUACAUCUCCUGACCACGGUGGGCUGCAUAUUAAACGGCUUGGACUGUGGUUGGAGAUGUGUCAAUUAAGAAAGCGCUGCAGCCUCUGCGAUGCGGUCGUGUCACUUCUGCAGGAGACCGGCCUCGAGACCUACAUGCUCGAAAUACCCAAUAUUCAGAUGAAAGAGAUCGAAUGCACACUGAACCGUCAGGAUCACGUAUACAAACAUCGUAAUCGACAAUACGGACAAUACGACUCUCGGGGCUACUAUGCUCGUAUCGCUAUCACCAUGGACAUUCCCUCAAGAUUGGGUAAAUUGGUUACGUCCAGAGAGCCUAGCUCUCUCCACCCAGAAGCCGCGCAUAAGAUGUUCAAAAGCAGGCCGUUGUUGAAUUUCAAGUCGAUUGGUGGGAUACCUUCCUACGUUACUCUCAGCUGGGUCUGGGGCAAGACUAGUGCUCAAGAUGGCCUGACUUCAGCUUGUCUUGCUGACGCUUCGGAGAUGAAUUUCCUAGAAAGACUGCAUCUUCCUCUUACAGUAAUCGACUCUUUAAAAUUGCUUAAAGGUCUUGGAGAGCGCUUUCUUUGGGUCGAUAUGCUUUGCAUUGUCCAAGACGAUAAAGGUGAUAAAGAAUACUUCAUGCCACGUAUGGGCUCAAUUUAUUCUACAUCGCUCUUUACAAUUAUAGCGAAUGGAAAAGACGGCGCACAGGAGGGAUUACCGGGUGUACGGCCCUCUGGAAGGCGAAGAAGCCAGGUUGACACAGAAGCGCACGGUAUCACCUUGGUCUCAUGUGUUGAGCCAACGUGGACAUCCCUUGAGCAUGUGGCCCCUCUUGACGUUCAGAAUGAGGUCUUUGGGGAUGAGGCUCCCCCUCCGUUUGAGCAUGACCUGAUGGAACUAUCUAAUUACUACGAAGAAUUCCACCGUCAUUUCGCAGCAAUAAUAUUACAACACAAUGGGAGGACCCUUUUCUUUGAGUCCGACGUGUUGCAUGCGUUUGAGGGCAUUCUAUAUACCCUACGCUUGUGCACAGGGAUAAGCUUUCUGUGGGGCCUACCUAGUUGUCUGUUCGAGCAAAGCCUACUAUGGAACGUGGACGGCAAAUUUCCAAUCAGACGGAAGCUUCAUCACGUCCCUACCUGGUCAUGGCUCCAUCACCGGUAUGCGAAAGCGGUCGAAAAGACGAUUAUUCGCAAUGCAGCUGCCGUUCGAUGUUUCUGCCGCUCCAAAAUUAGCCCUCCAGACAACGAGGACGACUUUCAGCUUCAGCAAGUAUCCGGCGAGCCGCAAUGCCCUCGUGAGAUGGAUCAUAAGAUAUACAACUCGCCCCAAGUCCGCUCUGUCGCAGUUGAAGACAUCGACCCCUGGAUCCGCUACAUCAUCAAGCCUGCCUAUCACCUCAUUUUCUGGGCAGAUACCGUAGCUGCCCGCUAG
Bacidia gigantensis is the source of this 1449-nucleotide messenger RNA. RefSeq lists its product as uncharacterized. The transcript is spliced from 4 exons. The record is from RefSeq and is a predicted model, not a curated record. Lineage: Eukaryota; Fungi; Ascomycota; Lecanoromycetes; Lecanorales; Ramalinaceae. The coding region runs from base 1 to 1449 and encodes 482 amino acids.